This is a messenger RNA of Branchiostoma belcheri (Belcher's lancelet), 3505 nucleotides long. RefSeq lists its product as uncharacterized. The record is from RefSeq and is a predicted model, not a curated record. NCBI's taxonomy places the organism in Eukaryota, Metazoa, Chordata, Leptocardii, Amphioxiformes, Branchiostomatidae. The transcript is spliced from 3 exons. The coding region runs from base 243 to 3479 and encodes 1078 amino acids.
UUCAGCCAAUCAUAUCGCCCGCUCGGCUAUGACGUCAUUUUACCGCCAGAGCCGGGCUGUGUUCAGCUCACUCGAUUUCCACUGAAUUUUCUUCUUCUGACCCCUAUAAUUCAAUGGUAUAACCCAGUUCAGAGGUCAAUAACACGUCAUAGCUCUUAUAGAAGCUUCUAGAACCGAGGGACAAGUCUGCACGUGUGUUUUUCGUCCAAGAAAGCUCACCGAAUUCGCUCCUUCGGGCGGCAAUGUCGGGCGAAACUUCAGAUGAAGAGCUGGAGGAUGGCCACACAGCUUUGUUGAGAGGAAAGUGUCGUCUAUGUGGACAAGAUGUCAAUGACAGAAAAAAUCCGUGUUCGUCCUUGACCUACAAGCAGGAGUUUGUUAACCUCUUUGGCAUUGACCUCACCUCUGAUGUGCCCAGUAUUCAUCCACCAGACAUCUGUCACAAAUGUAGGUGUGUCUUUGACAGGUAUCGCAGAACCCCCAGUAAAGAUGGUUUCACAACCCGUACUACACCUUACCUGUUUGUAGCACAUAGUGAUGCAUGUCAGUUGUGCUAUGACAAAACCGCGGCCGACCACAACUACGUCGCUGAAAAACAGGCCAACAAGGGGGGAAGAAAGAGGAAAGUCGUCAGGAACUCUGGCCCAGGACGUGGCGGGAAAAGGCUUGCAGAACAUGACCAGGGAGGGAGUACAGAAGAACAUGACCAGGGAGGGAUUACAGAAAGCGGCAUCCAGACAGACCCAGCAGAAGUUGCAGAGGCCAGCACACAGACAGACAGUAAUGUGUGUGGAUACAUUAUCAACCCCCUCCAACCAAACCUGGAUGAAGUACCUGUUCCCAUCAUCUGCACACUUGUCUCCGAAGCCGCAUCCUCACAGAGAGAAGCCAUCCUGCAAGACAUCAGUGACAUCGGAGGCCUGUACAAAAAACCAGAGACACUCGUGGACACAGAUCCGAACAAGUAUUUUGCCAACAGGAAUGCAGUUUGCCAAAGCUUUCUAAAUGGACUGGCAGAUAAGAGAGCUUCCAUUGCAUCUAAAGUAAUGAGCCUGGAGCAACUGUACCACCUUGCAUCCCCAGCACUAGUUGCCCCAUUUUCUUUCAGCAGAAACUUACUGUCGUAUGCCAUCACCAACAGUAAGCUUGUUGUUAACAUGCUGGGGAAAGUUUCUGCUGGUGGCAUGAUUGACACGGUCAAGUCCUAUCUCCAAAACAUUGCAUCAAAGCCACUGCCCUUCCCCAAUGGAGACUGCGAAGUUGCGAUUGACAAUGACCAGAAGUUGAAGAAGCAGUGGUCAGUACGGGCCCAGGGCAAAAUGACCUGUAGCGUGGUGACCAGUGUGUGUCAAGUGCAACAUUCAGACAGAAUGGAGGUGCAGGGGCGGGGAGACUUGUCUCCAGCAUGCUGGGGGAACUACCUCGAAAGGGCACAAGAAGAGGAGGAAACGAAAGAACUUCUGAGAGGCUGCAUCAAUACAUCUAAGACGUCUGAAGCAAUCCACAGAGGAGAAGUGAGAAAGUUGGUCCACGAGAGACUGGGCAAAGUCCUAAACGAACAGCUACUAGAAGAGGACACCUAUGUGGACUAUGUGGACAAACAAGUGGAAGAAAAGGAGAGGAGUAAGACACUCAAGAAAUGUGCUGCUUGCGGGACAGAAGUGCCCAGAACAAAACGAAUCUGCCCCAACCAGGAGUGUCAAGCCAACCUCAAACAGGUAGAAGAAGCUGCAUCAGGGAGAGAUGUAUUUGGAACCAUGCUGCUGCAAGAAGUUAGGAAGUACUCCUACCGCCCAAAAGAAAGGGAGAUUCAAAUCAGCAUUGAUAACGACAAGACAACAACUUCACAAGACAUAACCAUCAUCACAGCCGAAGAAAACUCUGACAUACCAUCUCUUCAUCCUGACAGUCCUCCACCCAUCACAAUGUCCGACCCUGUGUUUGUAAAUCCUAACUCAGCCUCGGCCAUGAGGAAGGUUCUGCGACAUGUUGGGAAAAUUGCCAAUGUAGCCAGGUAUUCUGACAGUCAUGACCAAACAAACACAAGAAGUUGGCUAGUUGUCGCGAUGGACGGGCUGCCACUGGGGAUAACCCGAACUGUCAUCUCUCAAACCAUGUACUGCACAUCCUGUAAACAUUCGUUCGACAACAUCAAGCUUUUCCAAGAUCACAUAUCCAUCGAUCACCCCCAGAAUCAGACCAUUCCAGUGUGCAGAGAGUUCGACUGGGUCAUUCUAAGAGUUGGGAAGCUGCAUAUGGAAAUGAAUGCGCUGAAGGCAUAUGUUGAUCUGAACUGGGACGUAUGGUUUGCCGAACUCGCUCAAGAAAUGGGUUUCCAGUCAGAAGGGGCACAGCGUGUCGCAAAGAACUGUGCAGAUCACCACAAGAGUAUGCAAAUGCUACAAAUCGCCAUCAAGGGGUGCACAGAUGAAAUGCUGCUACCAUAUGUACGUCACAAACUGGGAAGGGGGGAGAAGAACACCAUCACAGCAGACGACUUCCUAUACAACUGGCUUCCACACAUCAGAAACCCAAACUACAUCUUUCUACAGCAACAGAUCAAUCUGUAUGGACUUGCAAUUCAAAACUUCCGGGUGGGGACCAGGCGCAACAACACUGGAUAUGUCCAAGCAGGGAUGGAGGUCUUCUCACCUCUCUUCAGUGGGAGAAACCAUCCGAAGUAUCAAGCGAUCGACCUGCUGGAGUCCAUGGAUAGAACAAUGUACCCACCAGAUCUUCGCAGCUUUAUGGAGAAGACGGAGUCGGUCAGCAGCGGGGGCAAGUCUGUGGGGGAGGGGAUGGACGCAAAACUGGAGGAGAAAAACAAAGCAUCCAAAGCAUGGCACAAGGGCGCCCCACUUGCAGCCGACUGGAUAAGGGUCUUCCGCAACUUGGAUGUGUUGGAAAAGUUGAGGGCCCAUUUCUUCAGCGUGAUCAGCGUGCCAGACAGCUCUUCCUCACACAGUCACCGGUACAACCUGGAGCCUGAGGUGGAUGUGUGGAGGACAAGACUUCGUUCAGAGCAGUAUCUGAGGGAACCGUUCAACGCAGACGUAGCCCACACUUCCAUCUCAGGCAAGCAGCUGACAUCUGACCUUCUGGACUUUGAGAAGAUAGCACGUAAGAAUAAGUCUAAGGUAUUUGAAGAGGUGUAUCUGGAAGGAAAGCAGAAGUCAGAGGUGAAACAAACUUGUGUCUAUGUGACUGAGGAGGAGAAAUGUAGAGAAGAGAACAUCAGUAGGCAGACGAAAGUCACUAUUGUGCAGAAGACAAAAGACCUCUUGUCACAGUUUGUAGUAGAAGAUGUUAAGAUGUAUUAUGUAGAUAGGUUGUCUGCUAUGGAGAAGAGGAUUGGAACAACAAAGAAAGAGGAUCUGUUGGAGCUUUACUUUGAGGUAGAGAAUGAAGCCACUGAACAAGACAAUAUACACUGUGCAUUACAGCUGGAUAUGUUAGCUGAUGCUGGUCAGACCGAGUAGUGGUUCUAUUGUUGUUUCCAUGGUAC